UUUAUUAGAUUCUCUUCAAAAAUCUAACCUAGUUACUGAACUAGUGUGAAAAAAAUCAGGUGUUUUAUACACAAAAGUCUUUUAUUCUUCUUUUGAAAUAGUCUGACCAACUUUUCAAUUGAAAACAGACUUAGAAACCUCUUAAUUGAAACAGUCUGACCAACUUUUCAAUUCAAAAGAGUUUAAUAAAUAUCUCAAUUGAAUUAGUCUGACCAACUUUUCAUUGAGUAAGAACAAUGAGUUCAAAAGUACACUCAGUUGAUGUGGAAAAAGAUGCUUUCUCAAAUGCUAUUCCUGAGAUUGAAAUUCUGAAGAGAAGAAAGAAAGAAGAGAUAGAGAAACAACAAGUUCUUGAAAUACAGGAACUUGAAAAAGCAAGUAAAAUUCUUGAAAAGCAGUGUCUGAGUGAGAUGAAUGAAGAAGUUCUGUUAAUUCUUCAUGCUCAGACUAGACAACUACAGGAAGUGAUCAAGUUCAAACUUGGAAUUUCAAACACAGUUCAAAAAACUUUGAAAAUUUCUAAUACAAUCACUGACUCUUCAAAGAAAACAUAUGCUCAAGCAGCUGAAUCUGCUGUCUCUAAACCUGCUGUCUCUAAACCUACUGUCUCAAAACCUGCUCAAAAUUCUGAGAAAACUGAGAAGAAUACUGCUCAUGCCUCUAUUCAUAGAAAAGUGGAAAAGAAAAUGCAAAAAGAGAAAAACUUCCAAAUCUCCAGAAAUAGAAGACUUAUUCUCAAAGUCUCAAACCAGGACAUUCUGCAAAGAAACAAGCUAAACUCAAAUCUCAUUUUCAGAAUCAGAAAUGAAAUUAACCAGCAGUUCUUUUCUCAGUUAAUGACUGAUAUUGAAGUUCAAAAACCAGUUAUAGCUUCAAUUGAACCAUCAUUCUUUGGAAACUCCAUCAUUCUGACUACAAUGCCUGAAUUCAGUGCUGAAUUCCUUAUUCAGAAUGAGAAUCUCUGGAAGUCAGCAGUAGAAUCUUUGUUAAACACAACAAUUCUAUCUGAAAGAGAUGAAAAGUGGGGCAAAUUCAUUCUUCAUGAUAUUCCAGUUGAAAUUUUUGACUGUGAAGAAGGAAUGCUACUUCUCAAAAAUGAAUUGGAAGAAUACAACUCUAUUCAACUGAGAAAGGAGCCUUCAAAGAUCUCUGAAGUAAGAGUAGCAGAGACUCAAAAUGUGCAUUCUGUGCCAGAGAUCACAAAACUAGUGAGCAUAAAUGUGAAACAUGCUCAAAAAGAGGUGAAAUUUGUCAACACACUCUGCUUAAGUGCUCUAAUUGCAAAGAAAAACAUGCAUCUAGCUCAAAAGAAUAACUGGAGAAAAGAUGAAGCUCAAAGUCAAUCUAGAACUGAAGAGAAGAGUCAAGCCAGUAAACUCACAACUGCAAGCUCAAAAAGAAGAAACUCUCAACUAUCUAAGUCUUCAAACUUCAACUCUCCAGCUAAAUGUAAACAGAACUUGAAUCCUCAAACUCCUGUUAAGAUUAGAGAAUUGAGAAAUGACUCUGGUGAUAAACUAGAUAUAAUGCAAGCAGUUGAGAUUUCUACUUUUCAGAACAGUUAUAAUCUACUAUCUGAUGAUAGUGAUUAG
Blastomyces dermatitidis ER-3 is the source of this 1592-nucleotide messenger RNA. RefSeq lists its product as uncharacterized. The transcript has 5 exons. NCBI's taxonomy places the organism in Eukaryota, Fungi, Ascomycota, Eurotiomycetes, Onygenales, Ajellomycetaceae. The record is from RefSeq and is a predicted model, not a curated record. Bases 237 to 1592 code for a protein of 451 amino acids.